AUGGGCUUCAAGGAGUUCAUGAAGAGGCGUUCUCUUCGAGCCAAGGACGACAAGCGCACGAAGGCGGCCGAACUGACUCUUCGAGAGUCGCUCUAUCCCAUCUGUCUCGUAACAGUUCUAUUCUUCCUUUGGGGAUUUAGUUACGGUCUUCUCGAUACGUUGAACAAGCACUUCCAAAACACACUUGGUGUUACUAAGUCGCGUUCGUCUGGUCUACAAGCCGCAUACUUUGGCGCCUAUCCUCUUGCCUCGCUCGGUCAUGCCAACUGGAUCUUACGCCACUAUGGUUAUCGGGCCACAUUCAUAUGGGGUCUAUGUCUAUACGGUAUCGGUGCGUUGAUCGCCUUCCCAUGUAUCCAGGCGAAGUCUUUCGCUGGGUUCUGCAUGGCCAUCUUCGUUAUUGGCAAUGGUCUUGGAUCCCUCGAGACUGCUGCGAACCCGUACAUCACCGUCUGCGGCCCUCCUCGAUAUGCUGAGAUACGCAUCAACAUAUCUCAAGCCUUCAACGGUAUUGGAACUGUAGUAGCUCCCGUGCUGGGCUCGUACGUCUUCUUUAACUUCGACGACGUAACGGCGUUGCGAAACGUGCAAUGGGUGUACAUUGCGAUUGCCAUCUUCGUAUUCGUGCUCGCCUUUGCCUUCUUUCUAUCCGACAUUCCUGAGAUUACCGACGCCGACAUGGCAUUCCAAGCCAACGAGACUCACGCCAACGCUGAUGAUCAGCCUUUUUGGAAGCAGUACCGACUCUUCCACGCCGCCUUUGCUCAGUUCUGUUAUACCGGUGCUCAGAUCGCGAUCGCCAGCUACUUCAUCAACUACGUACGCGAUACCCAACCCCUUGCUGAUGAUGCCCUCGCUUCACAACUACUUGCCGGCGCCCAGGGUGGCUUUGCUGGGGGUCGUUUCUUCGGUGCGAUCUUGAUGCGAUAUAUCCGUCCUCGAUGGAUAUUCCUAGCCUUCCUGACUUUGUGUAUCGUGUUCAUCGCACCGUCUAUCACAGAGCGUGGUUGGACGGGUAUGUCGAUGUUGUACGUGACGCUAUUUUUCGAAUCCAUCUGUUUCCCAACAAUCGUCGCAUUGGGUAUGCGCGGAUUGGGCCGUCACACGAAGCGCGGGUCCGGCUGGCUUGUAGCAGGAGUGAUGGGUGGCGCGUGUGUGCCUCCGUUGACUGGUGUCGCAGCCGACUCGCGCCAGACUGCGUUUGCCAUGGUUGUCCCUCUGUGCUUCUUCGUCGCAGCCUCAUCAUAUGCUAUCGCAGUUAACUUCAUCCCCGCGUAUAGGGAUCCCGCGGAUGCGUUUUCUACGACUGAGAUUGGGCUAACACCCCACCAUGGUGGUGAUGAAGAGAGUGGUAACGAGAACGGUAUAAUCGCCGAUGAGAAGGUUGCCCACACUGAGAUUGAGAAGUAG
This is a messenger RNA of Daldinia childiae, 1410 nucleotides long. Its product is annotated as Glucose/galactose transporter. The record is from RefSeq and is a predicted model, not a curated record. The transcript has 5 exons. Lineage: Eukaryota; Fungi; Ascomycota; Sordariomycetes; Xylariales; Hypoxylaceae. Bases 1 to 1410 code for a protein of 469 amino acids. Gene Ontology annotation, biological process: transmembrane transport. Gene Ontology annotation, molecular function: transmembrane transporter activity.